AUGAGGAGUGGGGAUCUCUGCUCCAGUCCAUUCUCUGACUUCAGGCAACCCCUCCUUCAGUGCCUCCAAGCAGGACACCCGGAGGCUCCCGCAGAAACUGUCUCUUGCCCACCAACUCCAGAAAAGCUUUUAUGUGGUCUUCCUGAACCCUGCCUGGGCCACUUGGGACUGCAGAACCAAACAGAGAGGCUCCAGGCAAGGCAGGGCGUGCAGGAGAGCCCAGAGCAGCCCAGAAGUCCUGCUAUGCCCCUUCUCUCCCCAGGCCAGCCCCACCCGACUCCCGAGGCCCCUGCAGAGGAGGUGGUGUCUGUCCAGGGAGUGCGAGGUGGCUCCGUGGAGCUGGCCUGUGGCUCUGGGCCUGCCCCACUGCUGGUCCUCUGGAGCUUCACCCCGCUGGGCUCCCUGGUUCCCCGGCCUGUGGCCGUCACCGAUGGAGCCAUGUCCAAAGUGGAAGCCAUCGCCUCGGCUCUGGGAGUCGUGAGUCUGAGGAACGGCAGCUUGGUGCUGGGGGAACUUCGAGAGGGUGCCCGCGGCCACUUCCUAUGCCAGGUUCUGCACGUGGCUGGCGGCCAGCUCCACACUGCCUACUCCCACGUCACGCUGGCCGUGCUGGGUGAGGCCUGGCCCCGGCUGCAGCCGGUCCGCGGGCUGCUUUGGAUGUCUCUGCAUGUGUGCUGCCCAUUCCCUGUGUGUGGGGGGGGUCCAGGUUCUAAAGGGCGCCCCACUCCAGGGACUGAGGAAAGCCGGGUGCCGGUGUCUAAGCCUCAAGUGCGACUGAGUAACCCGUCCCCUGUGGAGGGAGCCUCCGUGGUGGCCACGUGUGCAGUGCGGGAGGGCACAGAGCCUGUGACCUUUGCCUGGCAGCAUCAGGCAUCCCAAGGCCUUGGAGAGGCCCUGGUGGGGGUCACUGAGCCACUAUUCCGGCUGGACCCGGUCAACCGGACGCACCUAGGCUGGUACAUGUGCAGUGCUCGCAACUCCGUGAACAGGCUGAGCAGUGACGGGGCCUUCCUGGACGUCAUUUAUGGUCCUGACAAGCCUGUGAUCACCGUGGAGCCACUGGGACUCGCUGAGGAGGGCUUCUGGGCCAGUGAGAGGGAAGAGGUGACCCUGAGUUGCCUGGCUGCCUCCAACCCGCCUAGUCACUAUGUGUGGCUCCGUGACCACACGCAAGUCCACACGGGGCCUACCUACAUCAUCGCCAGAGCGGGCCGUGUCCACACGGGUCUGUACACCUGCCUGGCCCACAACAGCUACCUGGACUCCCGCACCCAGACUACUGUCCAGCUCACCAUCUACUAUCCCCCUGAGGGACAGCCCUCCUGUGCAGUGCAUCCCAGCCCCGGGGCUGUGACUCUGCUCUGCGCCUGGCCUGGGGGGCUUCCGCCUGCCCAGCUGCAGUGGGAAGGACCCCAGGGACCUGGCCCUACUGCCCCCAGCAACGUCACCUGGAGUCAUGCAGCCACCCAGCUCUCCAGUGGCAGCAUCUUCACCUGCACUGGCCAGCACCCAGCCCUGGCACCGCCUGCCCUCUGCACAGUCACGCUCUGGGAGCCUCUCGGGAGGCCCACCUGCUGGAGCACAGCCACAAUGGGGCACCAGUUCAUCAUGCUGAGCUGUGAGUGGCCUGGCGGCAAGCCCCCCGCCACGCUGAGCUGGCUUGACGAACAGCAGCAGCCCCUGGGCAGUAGCAGCUCCUCGAUGGCCGUUCACCUCCUGCAGGCCCAGGAAGAUCUGGCUGGCAGAGAGUUCACCUGCCGGGGCACUCACCUGCUCAGGACCCCUGACCCCCACUGCCACCUCCAGCUGGAAGCCCCACAGCUGGACGUGGCUGAGCCCCGCGUGUCAGUGUUGGAGGGGGGAGAGGCCUGGCUGGAGUGCUCGCUCCGCGGGGGCACACCACCUGCCCAGCUCCUCUGGCUGGGGCCUCAACAACAGCAGGUGGACCAUGGCACUUCAGGAUUCAUGCUGCACCCUGAGGGUGCCCAGCUGCGCCUGGGCAUCUACGAUGCUGACCCGGCACACCACAGGGGCACCUACCAAUGCGUGGCCCGCAACGCCGUGGGUAACAGCAGUCGGAGCGUGCUGCUGGAGGUCCUGAGAUAUCCAGCUCCUCCCAACGUCACCAUCAGCCGCCUGACCUACGGGAGGCACCGGAGAGAGGUGCAGCUUCAAUGGGCCAUCGCAGGCCCCGGGAACCUGACGGGCUUCCUGGUGCAGCGGAAGGCCAGUGCCCUGGGCCCAGGAGCUGGGGCAUGGGAGACGGCAGCUAGUGACAUCGAGCCAGAGAGCCGAGGCCGGCGGCUGGGAGGCUUGGACCCCGGGGUCCUUUAUGCCUUCCGCAUCCUGGCUCUGAAUCACCACACUGCAGGACAUCCCUCUGAGGUGAAGAUACCAGUGGACCCCCCCUUCAGUGCCUACCCAGCGGUGUUGGGUGCAGCAGGCACAGGAAUGGUGGUGGCAACGGUGGCCUCUCUACUGGUGUUCCAGUAUGCUGCCCGGCACCCAGAGACUUUCCCCUGUGGAGGUGGCAGACGGGUGCAUCAAGGGGAGAAAUGUGGACUCCUGGAAGACGAAGUCAUAAGCAGAGCUCUGCCCACAGAGGCCAGAGGGCAGCUUCUUCAGCUGCGGAGCUGGAGCCUCGGAGGAAUUGCACAGCAGGGACAGAUCACAGCAUACGGUACGGGACUGGUUCUAUCCAAAGAGUGA
Cercocebus atys (sooty mangabey) is the source of this 2709-nucleotide messenger RNA. It is a transcript of the gene VSIG10L2, whose product is annotated as V-set and immunoglobulin domain-containing protein 10-like. Gene Ontology annotation, molecular function: cell adhesion molecule binding. Gene Ontology annotation, biological process: cell-cell adhesion. The record is from RefSeq and is a predicted model, not a curated record. Bases 1 to 2709 code for a protein of 902 amino acids. The transcript is spliced from 9 exons. Gene Ontology annotation, cellular component: cell-cell junction. Lineage: Eukaryota; Metazoa; Chordata; Mammalia; Primates; Cercopithecidae.